Molecule: messenger RNA, 2016 nt
Organism: Nerophis lumbriciformis (worm pipefish)
Lineage: Eukaryota; Metazoa; Chordata; Actinopteri; Syngnathiformes; Syngnathidae
Source: RefSeq, a predicted model, not a curated record
AUGCUGACUUUCAUUCAGCUGAUCAAUUUCUUACUUCUUUGGACGAUCAACGGUGAGAAAAUUUUCCACCAUCGCGACCAUUCGGAUUUGCAGAUGUUUAACGCCCAGGAAGCGCAGACCAUAACGGACACGUACACAGCAGAGCUUUUCCUCUCCAGAUAUGGCUUCAUGAAGCCGGUGAGGUGGGAGGAAACAGGAGACCAAGACGAAGAUCUGGACUAUGACAACGGCUUCCUAGAUGACCUCCAAGCGAGUAUUCAAGAAGGGACCUCGGUUCCCCGUUCCAGGGAUCGCUCACAUCCGGACGGAGAAAGCCACAUUUUUAUUGCAGCACUUCAAGACUUCCAAAAACUAUUCGGUUUACCAGUGACAGGCGUGUUCGAUGAUGCCACCAGGGACGCCAUGAACAAGCCAAGGUGUGGCGUCCCUGACAAGGAAAUAGAGCAGGAACCAGAAAAAGUAAUCAGUCCUGAGCCAGACCUUGAGGAGAGUCAGACUUUGGAUGUUGAAAACAGCACUGAUUUGGACACUUUUAAUGAGAUGGAUAGCAACUACACAACAAAUGACAUGUCUAGUGUUGCUAAUGACUCUGAAACAGACUUCUUUAAUGUUAACGGAACCAUAAGCCCUUUCUCUGACACCAAUACCACUGAUUCCAGUCUGGAGUUGGCACCAAAAAACAUAUCCCUGGUCAACCACGCGGCCAAAAUUCGGUCCAGCCUAGCGGUAGCACGCCGGAAACGCCAACUAGCUGUCCUGGUGUCCAAACGUAGACGUAAGAGGGACUUAGGAGACACCGGACACGCAGCCUUCAGUAAGAACGUCCUGAAAUGGCGGCUGAUGGGCGAAGGAUACAGCAGUCAGCUGUCCAUCGAGGAGCAACGCUACAUUUUCAGGCUAGCCUUCAGGAUGUGGAGUGAAGUGUCGCCUCUGCAGUUCGUGGAGGACAACCGGUCACCACUGGAAGACGUCGAUAUCAGGCUGGGCUUUGGAACGGGAAGACAUCUCGGCUGCAGUCAGAGGUUUGAUGGGAACGGUCAAGAAUUCGCCCACGCCUGGUUCCUGGGUGACAUCCACUUUGAUGAUGAUGAACAUUUCACUGCCCCAAAUGCCGGCAAUGGGAUUAGCCUCCUUAAGGUGGCGGUUCAUGAGAUUGGACAUGUUUUAGGGCUGCCCCACAUCUAUAGACCUGGGUCCAUUAUGCAGCCGAGCUAUCUUCCUCAAGAAGCCAGUUUUGAAAUGGGCUGGAUGGACAGGAAAGCCAUACAGAACCUUUACGGGGGUUGCACAGGUCGGUUCAACACCGUGUUUGACUGGAUUCGACGAGAGAAAACACCGUACGGCCAGGUGGUUGUCCGAUACAACACUUACUUCAUGAGGGAAGGCUGGUACUGGCUGUACGAGAACCGGAACAACCGGACACGCUAUGGCGACCCGGUCCCAUUAAGGGUCGGCUGGCGGGGGCUCCCCGCGGACGGAGUGGACGCCCACGUGCACGUUUGGUGUCGAAAACAAAAUGCCGUUUACUUCUUUAAAGGUACUCACUUCUGGAAGUAUGACAGCGAAACUGACAAAGUCUUCAGACAGGACUCAGAGGGCCACCGCUAUCCCAGAAAGAUCUCCGACGGUUUCCCCGGAAUCUCCGGUCCUAUUGACACGGCCGUGUACAAUCGAAGGGACUCGCAGAUUUACUUCUUCAAAAACACUCUAGUUUACGCGUUUAACGUGGACUCUGACAGCAUAGUGCCGGGUUUCCCUAAAUCCAUCCAAGAGGUGUUCCCGCCAGCGGCUAACGGUGACCACCCGGGCGGAAACAUUGACGCCGCCUACUUCUCAUACGCACGCAACGCCGUCUUCCUCAUCAAGGGACGGAGCUUCUGGCAGGUGGCGAGCGGGCGUGAUCGCCGUCGCCGCCCCUACCUGCCACGCAACGGCCUGUUACCGCGCAAGGAAGUGGAUCAGCACUGGUUCGACAUCUGCAACGUACAUCCCACUGCGCUUACACUGAAAAGAUAA